This is a messenger RNA of Theobroma cacao (cacao), 1599 nucleotides long. Its product is annotated as alpha-galactosidase-like. Gene Ontology annotation, biological process: carbohydrate metabolic process. The record is from RefSeq and is a predicted model, not a curated record. Gene Ontology annotation, molecular function: hydrolase activity, hydrolyzing O-glycosyl compounds. Gene Ontology annotation, cellular component: plant-type cell wall. Lineage: Eukaryota; Viridiplantae; Streptophyta; Magnoliopsida; Malvales; Malvaceae.
ACUGUCCUCUUCCCGACUCCCAUCCCGCGUUUUUGCAUUUCUUGAUCAUUUUAAUUUCACUCCAACUAUAAUUCAAUCUCUACUUUCAAAAACCAGAAAUAUUUCCUCUCUUUCCUUUUCUGUUGUUUUGUUUUCUCAUCAUAUGAGUAUGGCAAAGGGAUUCAGAGUCAAGUUUCUUUUUGUUGCUCUUCUCAACCUUUGGGUCGUCCACCAGGCGGCUUGUUCAAUGAACGUCAGUAGCCAUGGACAUCAAGCUCACUCUCGGUUCCUUCUGGACAAUGGGGUUUCUCGCACUCCGCCGAUGGGUUGGAAUAGCUGGAAUCACUUUCAUUGCGAUUUAAAUGAGACGAUUAUAAGGAGUACUGCGGACGCUCUUGUUUCAACUGGUUUGGCAAAACUUGGAUACAAGUAUGUAAAUCUUGAUGAUUGUUGGGCUGAAGGGGAAAGAGACAAGAAGGGUAAUUUAAGGGGCAAGCUCACUACCUUUCCAUCUGGCAUUAAGGCCCUUGCAGAUUAUGUUCAUUCCAAAGGCUUGAAACUUGGGAUAUAUGCUGAUGCUGGUAAUAGAACCUGCAGUAACCAAAUGCCUGGCUCUCUUGGGCAUGAAGAUCAAGAUGCAAGGACUUUUGCUGAAUGGGGGGUUGACUACAUAAAGUAUGACAACUGCUACAAUGAUGGUUCCAAAAAUCGAGGGAGGUAUGUGAGGAUGAGUCGUGCAUUGCAAAAAGCUGGCCGCCCAAUCCAUUACUCUUUAUGUGAAUGGGGACAAGAGAAACCAGCAAUAUGGGCUGGUGCAUAUGGCCAUUCUUGGAGGACUACAGGGGAUAUUAAUGACACCUGGGCAAGUAUAACCUCAAUUGCAGAUGCAAACGAUAUUUGGGCAAGAUAUGCUGGACCUGGCGGGUGGAAUGAUCCUGACAUGCUGGAAGUGGGCAAUGGAGGAAUGACCGUAGAGGAAUACCGGUCUCAUUUUAGUAUUUGGGCUCUUAUGAAGGCUCCUCUGCUUCUUGGAUGCGAUGUUUCAUCUGCCAGCAGAGAGACUCUAAGUAUCAUUGGAAACAAAGAAGUGAUAGACAUUAAUCAGGACCCACUAGGAGUUCAGGGGAGGAAAAUACGAACCAAAGGUGGCCUUGAGAUUUGGGCAGGGCCAUUAUCAAGGGGAAGGGUGGUGGUAGUGUUAUGGAACAGAAGCCGCGCGAGAGCACCAAUCUCCGUGGGAUGGAGAGAAAUUGGACUCUCUCCUUCUCGUCCUGUCACUGUUAGGGAUGUGUGGAAGCACAAAUUUGUUGCAAUGAAAAGGCGCUAUAGAUUGACUUCAAGCGUUGCUUCUCACUCUUGUAAGAUGUAUGUUAUGACACCAUUUAGUGGAUGAAGGAGGCUCUUAAGAAGAAUUCCCAUUAUUUGAGACAAUUUAAUUUGGGAUGAUUUAAUAUUUUUAGGCUUUUCAUCAAUGCUGUAUUGACAUGGCCCUUCAGAUCUUCCAUCUUUUUUCUGAUACUCCAAAAGAAGUUAGGGAGAUCAGCACUGGGGACUAUCUGCUGCAAAAUAUAGUAUAUCUAGAUUAUCUUUCAGUUAAACCAUGCCAAGUCUUCUUUCCUU